AUGCUGCAGCAAAAGGCUGGUAUAUAUCAUGUUGACAUUGUUACAGCUUUUCUCUAUGCUGAACUGAAAGAGCCAAUUGAAAUUGAACUACUAGAGGGUUAG
Molecule: messenger RNA, 102 nt
Organism: Penicillium digitatum Pd1
Lineage: Eukaryota; Fungi; Ascomycota; Eurotiomycetes; Eurotiales; Aspergillaceae
Source: RefSeq, a predicted model, not a curated record